AUGAGCGAGGAAAAGCAAUACAAGCCAGUGACAGUCGACAAGCCUAUCCCCAACACAUUUGACUUGGGAAACUUGGCCACCUUCGACACCAACCCCCUCGAUAAUGCGUUGUUGAAAGAUCCCAACACCAGAGAAGAGCACUUAGCAUCGGUCACCAGAGACAACUUGCAGUUGUUGGUCAACCAAUUGUUGUCGUUGCCCGUCAAGACCACCAGCGAUACCCAUGGACUGUCUACGGGCCAGGACUCUACCAUGACAUUGAUACAGUUGCCAGACCCAAUAACCGAGUUGCCCCGUGAAAAGGCGAUUCCAAAGGCCAAGGCCCCUACCAAGUGGGAACAGUUUGCUGCUAGAAAGGGAAUCAAGGCCAAGGCCAAGGACGGAAAGAUGGUGUUCGACGAAGACAAGGGCGAGUGGGUGCCUAAGUGGGGCUACAAGGGUAAGAACAAGGAGUUGGACAACCAGUGGUUGGUUGAGGUUAGCGAUAAGGUGAAGAACACCGACCAGGAGUUGAUCGACCCUAGAACCUUGGGCAGAGCUGAGAGAAAGAAGUUGAUCAAGAAGAACGAGUUGCAGCAUAAGAGAAACUUGAAGAACCAAUCGCAAUAA
Suhomyces tanzawaensis NRRL Y-17324 is the source of this 609-nucleotide messenger RNA. RefSeq names its product Rrs1p (gene RRS1). The transcript has a single exon. Gene Ontology annotation, cellular component: nucleus; nucleolus; preribosome, large subunit precursor. Gene Ontology annotation, molecular function: protein binding. The record is from RefSeq and is a predicted model, not a curated record. Bases 1 to 609 code for a protein of 202 amino acids. Gene Ontology annotation, biological process: ribosome biogenesis; ribosomal large subunit export from nucleus; ribosomal large subunit biogenesis. NCBI's taxonomy places the organism in Eukaryota, Fungi, Ascomycota, Pichiomycetes, Serinales, Debaryomycetaceae.